AUGUUUGCUUGUGGUUGCCCAGCCCAGCUGUUGCCUUGUAUGUCUCAGACAGAGAGGGACUCUGAGCUGCCCAACAUUGUCCCGGAGAACCAUGUGGAGGAAAUAGUGGAGUUCAGCAUUGACCUGGUGGACCCAGGCUACAGGGAACUACUGGACGACCCUGACUCCCCCCAAUAUGUUGACCUCUCUCAUCACCUGCAAGACCAGAUGCUCCAUGUUUUUGACAAGCUCCCAGGAUUUAAAGAGAUCAGUGUUUUGGGAAUCAGACCUGGAGGAGUGACAGUGCACUAUUCUCUGGUCUUUCAGACAAUUUCAGAGGAUGACACAGGGACUCCAGUGUCAGCUGUGCCCAGCCUGCGGGAAAUGGUGGCCAAGGCUUUGAGUGAAGAGGCCUCUCUGCCAGUGGAUCUACAGUCAUUAAACUUUGAACCAGGUAGCCAAAUCACUGUGAAUAAGUCCAGUGAGCCAGCUUUCCACAACGAUCUGGACAUAUCCACAGAUGAGCCAGAGAUUGCUAUGGAGAAGCCUCGUCUGGAUGUUCCACUUGGCCCUGUGGAAAAGGAAAAUGCGCUCGUCACCCUCCUGGACUCUACAGAUAUGCCAGAUAAAGAAGAAGCAGCAGCACCACCAGAGAGAAGAGAUGUGCCCUACAUCUACAUGGAUACUAGUGAUGAAUUAGUGGAGAGUGAAUCUGAAGCAACAACUGAACCAGAGGAAGAGGUGCCAUUUAUCACACACAUGAUUGAAACCAUUCAAGCCAUUGAUGAGGGAACUGAGGAGGAGGCUGUUGUUGAGAAGGAGGCUGAGCCUACUCCAACCACUCAGAUUAAGCUUACCACAGCCAUUGCCACUGAGGAAGAGGUAUCUAACCCUGGAUUACCUGUGACGACUCUCUCAGCCAUCACAGAUCAGCCUGCCACUGAAGCAAUAGAGGACUUUGAAGAUGAGGAUGAUAUUAUCCAUAUUCCGAUUGAAGAGGUUGAGGAACCAGAACCUGAGGAUGAGUUGAAACCAGAACCUGAGGAAGAAGUAGUUGAACCAGAACCUGAGGAAGAAGUAGUUGAACCAGAACCUGAGGAAGAAGUAGUUGAACCAGAACCUGAGGAAGAGGUAGUUGAACCAGAACCUGAGGAAGAAGUAGUUGAACCAGAACCUGAGGAAGAGGUAAUUGAACCAGAACCUGAGGAAGAGGUAGUUGAGAUCUUGGAACCUGAAAAAGAGGUAGUUGUGGAACCAGAACCUGAGGAUGAGGUAUUUGAGGAACCAGAGCCCAAUGAAUAUGUAGUUGAAGAUCCAGAACCUGAGGCAGAUGUAGAUGAGGUCUUGGUAGUUGAGGUCUUGGAACCUGAGGAAGAAGUAGUUGAGGAACCAGAACCUGGUGAAAAGGUAAAUGAGGUCUUGGAACCUGAGGAAGAAGUAGUUGAACCAGAACCUGAGGAAGAGGUAGUUGAGGUGUCGGAACCUGAAAAAGAGGUUCUUGAGGAACUACAAACUGAGGAAGAGGCGGUUGAGGUCUCGGAACCUGAGAAAGAGGUACUUCAGGAACCAGAGCCCGAGGAAGAGGUAGUUAAGGCACCAGAACCUGAUGAAGAGGUAGUUGAGGAACCAGAGGAAGAGGUAGUUGAGCUCUUGGAACCUGAGGAAGAGGUAGUUGAGGAACUAGAACCUGAGGAAGAGGUAGUUGAGGUCUCGGAACCUGAGAAAGAGGUAGUUGUGGAACCAGAAACUGAGGAAGAGGUAGUUGAAGAACCGGAGCCCAAGGAAGAUGCAGUUGAGGAACCAGAACCUGAGGUAGAGGUAGAUGAGGUCUCGGAACCUGAGGAAGAAGUAGUUGACGAACUUGAACCUGGGGAAGAGGUAGUUGAGUUGUCAGAACCUGAGAAAGAGGUACUUGAGGAACUACAAACUGAGGAUGAGGUAGUUGUGGUCUUGGAACCUGAGAAAGAGGUACUUGAGGAAAUAGAACCUGAGGAAGAGGUAGUUGAGGAACCAGAGGAAGAGGUAGUUGAGCUCUUGGAACCUGAGGAAGCAGUAGUUGAGGAACCAGAGCCUGAGGAAGAGGUAGUUGAGGAACCAAAGCUUGAGGAAGCGGUAGUUGAGGAACUAGAACCUGAGAAAGAGGUAGUUGAGGAAUUAGAACCUGAGGAAGAGGUAAUUGAGGAACCAGAGCCUGAGGAAGUGGUAGUUGAGGAGCCUGAGGAAAAUGUCAUUGAGAAACCAGAGCCUGAUGAAGAGGUAGUUGAAAAACCAGAGGAAGAGGUAGUUGAGGAACCAGAACAUGAGGAAGAGGUAGUUGAGGAACCAGAACCUGAAGAAAAGGUAAUUGAGGUUUCGGAACAUGAGGAAAAUGUUAGUUGAGAAAACAAAAAGAAGAGGUAUUUGAGGAAUCAGAACCUGAGGAGGUUGUUGAGGAACUAGAACCUGAGGAAGCGUUGUUGAGGAACUAGGACC
Molecule: messenger RNA, 2451 nt
Organism: Salvelinus sp. IW2-2015
Lineage: Eukaryota; Metazoa; Chordata; Actinopteri; Salmoniformes; Salmonidae
Source: RefSeq, a predicted model, not a curated record